AACAAAUAUUUACAAAUACUGUGACAGUAUUUAGCAGAUGUCUCAAGUGUAGAAACAUGAGGAAAGAUCCUUUUGUAGCCUUCCUGGUCAUUCUCGCCUUUGGUGGCGUCGCAUGGCUGGCGUCUUUCUCAGACGUGGCUUUCACCGAUAAUAGUUUACAACACCUAGCGUUGGACAAACGAUCUGACGUGUCCACAGGACCUCUGGAUCAAAAGGGAGAAAGUCACAAUACGUCAGAGAAGAGUCAGCAGCAGUCAUCGAAGGACUGUGUCCCCAAGAAACAUUUCGUCUGGAUCAAAGUUCACAAGGCUGGCUCACAAACCACCACGCCGCUGUUCGAGAGGUUUGCCUUCAACAACCAUCUCAAGGUUUUACUCGGUGUUCACAAUGGCCCGUCUGUCAGCUGGCCGCUGCCGCCCAAGGAAGGCAAGUAUGUCCAGCUGAAGGAGGGCGAGCCGUUCGACGCACUGUACUCACACAGUCGUUACAACAAAACAUGGAUGGAGGCCCAUUUCCCCCCCGACACGGCGUACCUAGCCAUCGUUAAACAACCCUUCACACACUUCAAGAGCUGUUUUCACUACUACGGCGUCUCCAGAAAAAUCGGCAUCAAGCAGACGAAAGACAAGAAUCCUUUAAGGAAGUUUCUGGAGAAUCCUUGGAAAUACAAGACAGAGGCAAUGUCGCAAGGAAUCCGCUGGGACAAAACCAGAAAUGCUCAGCUCUUUGACUUGGGUUUCCCCAUGGAAAAAUCUGAAGACAUGGAAUGGACGGAGAAAUACAUCGCUCAGUUAGACCGGGACUUCUUACUGGUGAUCAUAUUAGAAUAUCAUGACGAGUCCCUCAUAUUGUUGAAGAGGUUGAUGUGCUGGACAUUGUACGAUGUUCUUUUAGGGGCAGCAAGUAGGAACAGUCGUGAUUACGGCUACAAGUACUACAAACCUACGCCAGAGGAGGAGGCGACUUACAGAAAAUACGCUGCGGCAGAAUACGCCAUGUACAAACGGUUUAACCAAUCGCUGUGGGAGAAAAUCUCACAACAGAGCCCGGACUUCUUUCAGGAGGUGGAGAAUUACAGAAAGGUCACCCAGCAAGUUCGUGAGUUUUGCAAAAAGGGGAAAGAUAAGGUACUGGUCGUUGCAGACACCCCGUGGAACAGGGAGUACAAGCUACCACGUAGUUUUUGUACAGACCUGAAGACAAAUGACCCAAAAUGGAGGAGUAAGUCAUGGCAGCAGCUGGGAUACCCCCCGCGAGGAUCAACAGGCGAACUGUUCAACGCCAGACUCCAUCUCAGCAAGUUUCUUAAGGCAGCGAGAGACGACUCGAAAGAGAAGAAACCACGAUGACUUAUUCCCGAUUACUGAUUGAUUAGUCUCGAGAAACAAUUAAUUGAAAAUACAAUCAUUCUCCUAAAACUUGUUUGCGCAAGUUUCUUAAGGCAACGAGAGAUGACUCGAAAGAGAAGAAAUCACGAUGACUUACUCCCGAUUACUGAUUCAAGAGUCUCAAGAAACAAUAAAUAGAAAAUACA
This is a messenger RNA of Branchiostoma belcheri (Belcher's lancelet), 1534 nucleotides long. Its product is annotated as galactose-3-O-sulfotransferase 2-like. Gene Ontology annotation, cellular component: membrane. Gene Ontology annotation, molecular function: galactosylceramide sulfotransferase activity. The transcript has 3 exons. Lineage: Eukaryota; Metazoa; Chordata; Leptocardii; Amphioxiformes; Branchiostomatidae. The coding region runs from base 57 to 1349 and encodes 430 amino acids. Gene Ontology annotation, biological process: glycolipid biosynthetic process. The record is from RefSeq and is a predicted model, not a curated record.